Rhipicephalus sanguineus (brown dog tick) is the source of this 351-nucleotide messenger RNA. RefSeq names its product sushi, von Willebrand factor type A, EGF and pentraxin domain-containing protein 1-like. Lineage: Eukaryota; Metazoa; Arthropoda; Arachnida; Ixodida; Ixodidae. The coding region runs from base 1 to 351 and encodes 116 amino acids. The transcript is spliced from 3 exons. The record is from RefSeq and is a predicted model, not a curated record.
AUGGGAGAUAACGUCUGCGGAUACCCGGGAUGCCCGGCUCAUGCCACGGUCACCUUCUCGAGGGACGACAUGUCUCCCGGCACUGUGGCGACGUACGUCUGUGAUGCUGGAUACGAGCUCCUCGGUCCGUCACGGAGGGUCUGCACCGUGAACGGAACCUGGGUGCCCGAAGGAAUCCCGUACUGCGUGAUCAACGUUGCCGCCGGCAAGGCCCCCCUGCAGUCUUCAACGGUGGCCGGCGGACUGCCUCAGAAGGCCGUUGACGGCAGCACCAGCGCCUUCUUCACACCUGAUACUUGCUCGCUUACAGAACCGGAACUGUCACAUGGUAGGAUGAAUGCCCUUGCAUAG